Messenger RNA from Acaulospora morrowiae, 502 nucleotides. NCBI's taxonomy places the organism in Eukaryota, Fungi, Glomeromycota, Glomeromycetes, Diversisporales, Acaulosporaceae. The record is from the annotation of a GenBank genome assembly.
AUGUAUAUCCAAGAAACAGAAUAUAAUAAAGAAACGAUUACCGCUAAGGAGUUAUUCAAAUUAGCUAGGCGAUCGAAAAAACCAAAAAUCUAUAAUUCAAAAACUAAUCGUAUGAUUGUAAUCAAUGGGUCAGCAUAUAAUGUCUUGAUACGCGAUGGUUAUAUGCAUUGGAGAGAAGAAAGACUUUUGAUUCCGUCAUUCAAUGAAAUACCAACACUAAAAAAAUGUUUAUCUUUCGCAUCUAAUAAAAUUUGGAGUAUUGUUACAGAAAAAGGUCUUCUUACAAAAAUCGAUGGGAAAGUAAGCUUACUAGAAAUUCUGCUUAAGGCAAACUGGAAUGGAUUUGCCAUAUGUGAUUUGUUAAAAUUAUGUUGGAAUAGUAGAGAAACUCGGGAAUGGAGAAAUAAUAUUCUCAUAAAUUUCCUCCAUCACCCAAAUUUAACUCCAUCGAAAUAUAGGCCAAAUGCCUUGUAUGAUGCAUUCAGUAAAGCAGACGUUCUAG